UGAACAAUAACUUUAUCUCUGAGAUUGAAUGUUGCGUUAACACUCAUUUCCUGAGAGCACAAAUGUGGUCAGGAUAAGCAAAAAAAAAAAAAAAAAAAAAAAAAAUGCCUCUUGACAUUGCAGGCACUCUUGCUGGGGCCCACUUCAGUUAGGGACAUUGCAGAGCUUCAACCACACGCACCAUGAUGAACUUUACCUUUAUAACAGCUUUAUUUCUCAGCAGCCUUAGCUGGAUCUCUGUCUCAGUUUCUGAGUCUCGCACUGUGGAGGUCCAGUCUGGUAAAGACGCCAUACUGCUGUGCGCCAACAUGUCCUCAUCUGAAUCUUUAACAUUCUGGUUCAGACUUGUCCAGAGAACUAAGAUCAGCUGUAUCUCUGUCAUGGUCAGCUCUAACAGCAAUGCUGAAUUCUGUGAGGGAAUCCAAGAAGGAAAAUUUGAAAUGAGAUCCAACAUAUCCACUGUCUCUCUCAAAAUCAAACAAGUGAAUCAAUCCGACUCUGGAUUGUAUUUCUGUGGAUUUUACACGAAUGGACGCCCAACUUUCAAUGUGACACAUUUGAACAUAAAAGGACUCGAUGAGCCACGUGUUGAAAAGGAAAACAAGUAUGAAAAAUCUGAUGGACUAGCAAAGUUGACGAGUGUGAUCCUUGGCACUCUGAUUGUUGUCCUUGUUAUGGUCAUCAUUGGUCUGAUUGUCAAAAUCAGGAAAUUUCAGACAGCUGAUAAAGAGGAGCAGAAAGCAGAGCAGAGUGAGAAUGAGAGCGCUGAUGAGCUGAACUACGCCGCAGUGACAUUUCGACCAGCCAAAGGAAAAAGAAGAGAGCUGGAGCAAAAUGUGGUUUAUGCUCCCGCCAAAUAGACUCAAG
Molecule: messenger RNA, 867 nt
Organism: Plectropomus leopardus (leopard coralgrouper)
Lineage: Eukaryota; Metazoa; Chordata; Actinopteri; Perciformes; Serranidae
Biological process (GO): response to bacterium
Source: RefSeq, a predicted model, not a curated record